This is a messenger RNA of Sinocyclocheilus rhinocerous, 2279 nucleotides long. RefSeq names its product complement factor H-like. The transcript is spliced from 15 exons. The coding region runs from base 39 to 2081 and encodes 680 amino acids. The record is from RefSeq and is a predicted model, not a curated record. Lineage: Eukaryota; Metazoa; Chordata; Actinopteri; Cypriniformes; Cyprinidae.
AAAAAAAAAAGGUACAGUACUUGUGAACUGAGCUCAAAAUGAGAGUCCCUGUAAAACUCCUCAUCUACAGCUUUUGGUUGUUUUUCUUAAAUUGUUCCCAAUGUCAAGAAUGUCAUCGAGAGGACAUUAAUUAUGAAAACACAGAGCUAGCUGCGAAAGCUUCAUACGCUGAUGGUGAAGCAGUGAAAGUGAACUGCAUGACCGGUUAUACCGGCUUGUAUAGAUUAAAGUGUGAAAAAGGAGAAUGGAAGAAAUCCAUUGAGCGGUCAUGUGCAAAGAAGAAAUGUAGUAAUCCAGGCGACAUACCAAAUGGUGAUUUUAAACUUGCAGAGGGGACGGAGUUCGUUUUUGGAGCAACAUUGGUGUAUACUUGUAAGAAAGGAUAUGAAAUGGCAAGCAGAAUCAAUCAGCGUACGUGCAGAGCUCAAGGAUGGGACAAUACUGUUCCUGUCUGUGAGGCUGUAAAAUGUCCAGCUAUUCAUACAGACCGGGAUGUAACUGCAUCAGGCAACACAGAGGAGGGAAGUUAUGGCAAUGUUAUUCACUUUGAGUGUGUAUCUUCUGGCAAAAAGAUCGACGGAAGUAGUGACAUUCACUGUGAAGAGACGGGAGAAUGGAGUGACGUUGUUCCAACAUGCAAAGAUAUAACAUGCACAGCACCUGUCAUAUCAAAUGGAUAUGUUGUUGAGCAAAUGCCAGAAUACCAGAAAGAUGCCAUAUUAAAAUACAGAUGCAAUCCAGGGUUCAAGCCCAGAGAGGGAAACCCCAGAUGUGCUAAAUUUGGCUGGACUCUGAACCCAGAAUGUGAUGAAGUAACUUGUGAGCUUCAGUCAACCACAUAUGGAGUAGAAAAGAUCAACCCAGAGGGGAAAACUAUUUUCAGAGCUGGACAAAGUGUGGAGAUCACCUGCUCUAAAGAUUACUGGUUCUCUUUUACAAAAGAAACCAGCAAAACAUUUAAAUGCCAAUAUAAUGGAGAAUGGGACGAUAGGAGGACUGUUUGUCAAGAGAUUAGAUGUGAAGCUCCACGUGACUGGUAUUUGUCUAGACCAUACAAUUACUUCAGGGGAGAUAUGAAACUGGGAGCAAAAAUAUCUUACAGUUGCAGGUCUGGAUAUCGUGGAACAGCAAAAGAGGCCACAUGUACACGAGAUGGAUGGACACCAAAACCACUGUGUGCUGAAAUAAUGUGUGAAGCACCUAACAUCCCAAAUGCAGAGAUUGUGGUAGGUCAGAAAUCAAACUACAUAAUCAAUUCAAGAAUAGAAUAUAAAUGUAGUCCUGGAUUUGAACCAGAGCAGCCUGAAGGAAUUACCUGUGAUUACCGGGGCCAAUGGACAAACAUAAAGAAAUGCACUGAAAAAAAGUGUGAAGCACCUAACAUCCCAAAUGCAGAGAUUGUGGGAGGUCAGAGACCAAACUACAGAAUCAAUUCAACAAUAGAAUAUAAAUGUAGUACUGGAUUUAAACCAGUGCAGCCUGUACGAAUUACCUGUGAUUCCCAACGCCAAUGGACAGACAUACGGCAAUGCACUGAAAUAAUGUGUGAAGCACCUAACAUCCCAAAUGCAGAGAUUGUGGGAAAACAGAGAUCAAACUACAGAAUCAAUUCAAGUAUAGAAUAUAAAUGUAGUCCUGAAUUUGAACCAGAGGAGCCUGUAAAAAUCACCUGUGAUUCCCGGGGCCAGUGGACAGGCAAAAAGAACUGCACUGAAAAAAUGUGUGCACCACCUUGCAUCCCAAAUGCAGAGAUUGUGGGAAAACAGAGAUCAACCUACAGAAUCAAUUCAAGAAUAGAAUAUAAAUGUAGUACUGGAUUUGAACCAGAGCAGCCUGUACAAAUCACAUGUGAUUCCCAACGCCAAUGGACAGACAUACAGACCUGCACUGCAAUGUGUGCAGCACCUUACAUCCCAAAUGCAGAGAUUGUAGGAAGUCAGAGACCAAACUACAGAAUCAAUUCAACAAUAGAAUAUGAAUGUAGUACUGGAUUUGAACCUGAGCAGCCUGUACGAAUUCAAUGUGAUUCCCAACGCCAAUGGACAGACAUACAGACCUGCACUGUUCAAAAGCAGACAUAGACAAGACGUUCUGUCGUUGAAUGAAACACAGAGAUCUGAUGAUCCCUCAGAUGUGAAGGAAGAUGGAGAAACACGCUGAUGCAGGAGCAACUCAGACACUAACACACACACACAUACAAACACGCUUGAUACAUCAAUCUACUUGCUUAUGUUACAAAGUCAUCACUGAUUCAGAAUAAAGCUUGACAUUCAAACUUA